This is a messenger RNA of Phaethon lepturus (White-tailed tropicbird), 462 nucleotides long. Its product is annotated as cyclin-dependent kinase inhibitor 1-like. Gene Ontology annotation, biological process: regulation of mitotic cell cycle; signal transduction by p53 class mediator. Lineage: Eukaryota; Metazoa; Chordata; Aves; Phaethontiformes; Phaethontidae. Gene Ontology annotation, cellular component: nucleus. The coding region runs from base 1 to 462 and encodes 153 amino acids. The record is from RefSeq and is a predicted model, not a curated record. Gene Ontology annotation, molecular function: cyclin-dependent protein serine/threonine kinase inhibitor activity. The transcript is spliced from 2 exons.
AUGGAGCGGAGGCCGGGGAAGAUGACCCACACCCAGAGGAACCUCUUUGGCCCCGUAGACCAUGAGCAGCUGCAGCAGGACUUCCAGCACAUGCUACGCAACAGCGUCGAGGGGGCCCAGCAGAAGUGGAACUUCGAUUUCCUCCAGGACAUGCCGGUGGAGGGGCUUCUGCAGUGGGAAGAGCUUGAGGGCCACGAGGUGCCCGCCUUCUACCACAGCUGCGUGGUGGGAGGUGCUCGGAGGCCACUGCAGCACUUGAACUGGCCCCUGGGCUGCGAGGACAGGAGCCACCACUUUGCCCAGGUGGCACUGACUGAGAAACCCAAAACUUCCAAGAAAACAGGGGGCAAGAGGAUCUCGGAAGGGAAGAAAAGACGACAGACAUCUUUGACAGAUUACUACUCGGCAAAGAAGCGAGUCAAAACGAAUAUGCAAGCUGCUGCAAAGAAGUCAACUUCUUGA